CUAAGGUGAUGCUAAAGCCUUGCAUGUUCACGACUCGCUGGUAUGUAUGUUAGCUAUAAACUUGGACUCUUUGAUAUAAUCCUGGGUUAUCUUCAAGCGUGUGGGAAAAGAAAAAAAACUUGCUCAUCUCAGACAAUAAGUUAAAAAAUCUUUUAUAAUCACAAUGGAUUCGUCAACUCAAUCUAAAAAGGGCAACCAAAAUCGCAAAACCAAGGACAGCCAGAACAAGUCCCACAUGCCUCCUCAGAAAGAUGCCUAUGCCAGACUCCUCAGCCAACAUCGCAGCAGCAAGUUUAACUCUUACCUGGAGCAAUUUGCACGGAACACAUUGGGUCAAAAUGAAGUUAAUGGCCCCAAUACCUCACACGUCCAGAGUGAUGGACUGAAUAUACCACAGAGACGAAGGGAUCAACUACUAAAUGAUUUUUCUGAUUCAAGUGACUUUUCGCCCUCUUCUCUGAAAAACAAACCUGGAGAGAGCUCCCUGUCUACGUAUAUGGAGAAACUUAGCACUGGUAAUGGGCCUCCGGACUAUGAGCUGAUGCCAGAUGUGUCUGAGAGGCUAAGGAAAGGCCAGAGGAGGGAUACAACUACCAGUCAUGAUGGGGACAUUGAAUCUGGUGAGGAAUUGAUUGCAUUAAAUGAAUCAAAGAAACAGCAGAAGCAGCAUAAAAAAAGUGUAGUGUCCAAUGAAGACGGUCCUCAAUCUCCAAACAAAACAAGUACAAGUCAGCAAGAACAAGAGAUGACCAAGAAGUCCAAGAAAAAGAGCCCAGCAAAACAGAAAGAGGACCAGAGAAAUAGGUCCAAGCCUGAAGUUGAGGCACAGAUGCCACCACUUUCAAAAGACCAAAGACUCCAACCAAAUAAAGGAGCCAAUUCUCCAGCAGAUAAGAAAAAGAACAAAGGGUCCAAAAAACAAGUGUUUGAGCCUUACAUGCCAGUAGAGGAGGUCUCACAUGGCCUAAAAAGAGGAGAACUCAUUGAGGGUCAGAUAAGAAUUAACCCUAAGAAAUACCAUGAAGCUUUUAUCUCUUGUCCCGACGAUGGCCGGGAUAUAUUUCUUGAUGGGAUUGUAGCUCGUAACAGAGCUCUGAAUGGAGACAUUGUUGUGGUGCAAAUCCUGCCUCGGGAUCAGUGGAAGGUUGUACGGUCUGAUUCUGACUGUGAUGGAGCCAGUGAGUCCGAAACGCCCCGCAAACAAACUGUUAAAGCUGUGAACAAGCAGCUUAAUAGACCAGAGGAUAGUGACCAAGAUCUCUGUGCAAACUGUGCCAAUGAUAAAUCCCAGGAUAAACCCUUUCCUUCACAAUUAAGUGAUGGUGAGCUCCAGAAAACCGCAAAAGUUGUUUACAUUGUUGAGAAGAAGCAUUCAAGGGCUGUGACGGGCUUCUUGAAAUUUCUGCCUGACAAAAAGUUUGCCAUGUUCUCCCCUACGGAUCACCGCGUGCCCCGCAUCAAUGUUCCUCUGUCUGACUGUCCACAAGACUUCAGCUCUCGGCCAGACGACUAUGCCAACACACUGUUUAUUUGCAGGAUAGUGGACUGGCCUGCUGACAACAACUUUGCACAAGGACUGCUUGCCAAAUCGCUCGGUCAAGCUGGCGAAAUUGAGCCAGAGACUGAGGGUAUCCUGACUGAAUAUGAAGUGGAUUUCUCUGAUUUUACAACUGAGGUUUUAGACUGCCUCCCCAAGAACCUGCCUUGGACCAUUCCUCCAGAGGAGAUAAAGAGAAGACGAGAUCUUAGGAAGGAGUGUAUCUUCACCAUUGACCCUGCAACAGCCCGAGAUCUGGAUGAUGCUCUGUCCUGUAAACUUCUCCCAGAUGGUAAUUAUGAGGUUGGUGUCCACAUUGCUGAUGUCACUUAUUUUGUGGAGGAGGGCAACGCUUUGGAUUUGAUGGCCAGUCAGAGGGCUACCAGUGUGUACCUUGUUCAAAGGGUGAUUCCCAUGUUGCCGAGACUACUUUGUGAGGAACUCUGCAGUCUUAACCCUCUCACAGACAGACUCACCUUCUCUGUCAUUUGGAAACUUACUCCUGAAGGAAAGAUAUUGAGCGAGUGGUUUGGCCGCUCUGUGAUUCGCUCCUGUAUUAAGCUAACAUACGACCAUGCACAGAGCAUGAUUGAGGCACCAGAAAAACUGUUCACUGCAGAGGAGCUGCCACCGUUUGACCCAGAACACCCCAUUGAUGAAAUCCACCAGGCUGUGCUACAUCUGCAUUCCAUCGCUAAGAACCUCCGUACACAGCGCUUCAGCGGAGGGGCUCUCCGUCUGGACCAGUUGAAGCUGUCUUUUACCUUGGAUAAAGAAACUAUGAUGCCUCAAGGCUGCUACAUUUACCAGUACAGAGACAGUAACAAGUUGGUGGAAGAGUUCAUGUUACUGGCCAACAUAGCCACAGCACAUCACAUCUACAGACAUUUUCCUGAGCUGGCUCUGCUCAGAUGCCACCCUCCACCCAAAGCCAAACUUGUGCAGCAGCUGCAGGAAGUGUGCGACACUUUGGGAAUAAACUUGGACUUUUCCUCAGCGGGAGCUUUACAUAAAACACUUAUUACCACUCUUGGGAAUGAUCAGUACUCUGCUGCCAGAAAGGAAGUCCUCACUCACAUGUGUUCGAGACCCAUGCAGAUGGCCCAGUAUUUCUGCUCUGGGCAGAAGACAGACGAGCAGCAGUAUAAACAUUACGCCCUGAAUGUUCCUCUGUACACACACUUCACCUCUCCCAUCAGAAGAUACGCCGAUGUCAUUGUCCACAGGCUCCUGGCUGCAUCACUCGAUUGUGGGCCUAUGUUGGGACUGCUAACUAAAGAAGUGCAAAAACAAGCAAUACACUGCAAUGACAAAAAGGCUGCAGCCAAAAGAGUCCAUGAGCUCAGCACUGAGUUGUUCUUUGGGGUGUUUGUGAAGGAGUGUGGACCGUUGGAGUCUGAGGCCAUGGUGAUGGGAGUGCUGGACCAGGCCUUUGACGUGCUGGUUCUCCGUUAUGGAGUUCAGAAACGCAUUUACCCUAAGCACAUUGCUGGUGUUGAUGCAUUUCAUAAACAUAAGGUUGGAAAAACAACUGAGCUGACUCUUGUUUGGAAACCAGAAAACCCCAAUGAAGCUCCAGUCCAGCAGGUCAUUUCCAUCUUUACCCGAGUGGAUGUGCAGUUGAUAUCAGACUGUGCAGCUCUGAAGUACAGCGCAGAACUCCAAAGGCCCAACACUAAUGAAUCCUAAACCUCACUUGAAGAAAAUAUUUUAUUUGCACAUUUUCUUUAGCACCUUCAUUAGACGACACAGUAUUAUGUUAUAGUUUACUCACAGACUUGAGUCAAAAUGGGCUUUGCAUUUCUGCAUACAGCACUUGCUACAAGUGUUGCUCAAUGAUAAAAUUUUUACUUGUUUUUCUAAAAUUGUUCCCUUUAUUAUCCAGUAUGUGCUGGCUUAUUUAGGUUAAAGCAUAAAUGGUCUUAUAAAGAGUUUGAAAUUUUAUGGAAAUUUUCAACAUUUUUACUCGGGUCUGUAGAGUUUCAGCAAUAGCAUAGCUUUGUUUAUUGAUCUAAUGGAUCAGUGGUGUAACAUAGCUUUUUUUACAUAGUAAUAUGUGUGAUCUUUUUAACAUAUUUUAGUUCAAAUUCUGACUGGAUUCAGGAGUGACAGACCUUUAGGCAAAUAUGAGACAAACAUUUACAGUUUUUCUUUGUAAUAACAGAAUUAGAAUAGUCUGUUAUUGCAUAAGGGCAGCAGUGGUAGCACAUCAAUAAUAAUUUUAACUGAAACCAAGUGUAUUAUAUGUGCCAUUUAGGGUGUAUUUUAAUCUUUUUAAGUGGCCUGUUUUGAGCUGCCUUGGUUUGGUUUUGGACAAAUAGGAUUACAUAAUAUACAGCCUACAUCUGUGUUGAGUGUACUCAAAUCUGCAAGACAUGUAGUAAUUUAUCAACUCUUUGACUCCUGUUGAUUUUCAUACAAUGUUGGAAAUUACUUGAAUGCAAUCUGCUUUUUAAACAUGAAUUAUACUCACAUUUUCUUUUUUUUAAAAUCUGUAUCAUAGUGCUUUAAGAAGAGUUUUAUAGCUUUAGUUAUAUAUGUUUUUUUCAACAUCACUAGCUGUGUUUUUAAUAACUUGGCUUAUGUGUGUUUUAAAGGUGACACAUGUUACUUUUCUGGUGGAAGGUCCGCCGCCCGUUUUCUAUGACGAUGUUAUUGCUGUGAAUUAUUCCUCAGCAUGGCAUCUAUCACCAUGUAGACAAGUAGAUGACAUCAUCAGGCCAAGGUACAGGUCAGGUCCAAGAAGAGGUGGGCCUGCACACAGUAAGAAUGCAUUUUCUGAGCAAUAAAACCACCUGUAAUUGAAUAACUUCAAGAUGGAUAUGUAAUAGCAUUUCUAUGGAGACAAACAGGUGUCAGACUCCACCAGAAAAUUUACAUGGUGAACCUUUUAAAGAAUAAUUUAAUUGACUUGUGUUUAAACUAUUUGGCAAAUUGAAAGAUAACAUCUGUAUAUUUUUUGUUCAGUGUCAAUUAUCAUUUGUACUGUCGUCUAGAGAAAUGUACAGUGCUGUUUGUGUCUUCAUCUUAAAAUAAAUCGGAAUUAACUCA
This is a messenger RNA of Boleophthalmus pectinirostris (great blue-spotted mudskipper), 4588 nucleotides long. It is a transcript of the gene dis3l2, whose product is annotated as DIS3 like 3'-5' exoribonuclease 2. The transcript is spliced from 21 exons. Gene Ontology annotation, biological process: miRNA catabolic process. Gene Ontology annotation, cellular component: P-body; exosome (RNase complex). The coding region runs from base 164 to 3226 and encodes 1020 amino acids. The record is from RefSeq and is a predicted model, not a curated record. Lineage: Eukaryota; Metazoa; Chordata; Actinopteri; Gobiiformes; Gobiidae. Gene Ontology annotation, molecular function: RNA binding; 3'-5'-RNA exonuclease activity.